Molecule: messenger RNA, 2502 nt
Organism: Diceros bicornis minor
Lineage: Eukaryota; Metazoa; Chordata; Mammalia; Perissodactyla; Rhinocerotidae
Gene: MFSD11
Product: major facilitator superfamily domain containing 11
Exons: 14
Coding region: 371-1720 (449 amino acids)
Source: RefSeq, a predicted model, not a curated record
CGCCUUCUUUUCACGCCAAUAUCCGAGCUCCACGCAGCUUUUUUGGUUGGAGUUCAGCCCCGCCUCUGUCAGAGGGGGUACUCUUUCCCACUGUUGCCCCUCUGUGUCUCGGGCCUUCUCAGACCACACUACGCCGUCUCUAGACCCCCUCCCGCAGUCCCUGCUUCCUCUUCGCUGGAUUCCGCUCUCUAUGCCCGCUUGGCAGGGGUCCGUGGCGCCCCGGGACUACAUUUCCCAGCAGGUCGGGCGGCCGGCGCCGCGGCUGCGGUCAGGUGACCCGGUCUCCUGACUUGCGGAUUGCCAGUGGGUUCGCCCAGAGGAGAGCUGACUGCCCUGGGCUGCUGCUGACCUCCGGCAGAGUUGAGCCAAAAUGUCCCCGGAAUCUAAAAAGCUUUUCAACAUCGUUAUUUUAGGAAUUGCCUUUAUGUUCAUGUUCACCGCCUUUCAAACUUGUGGAAAUGUGGCGCAAACAGUCAUCAGGAGCUUAAAUAGCACAGAUUUUCACGGCAGUGGAUAUACCAGCAUGGCAAUUAUUUAUGGAGUGUUUUCUGCUUCAAAUUUGAUUACACCAUCAGUGGUUGCCAUUGUAGGACCUCAACUCUCUAUGUUUGCUAGUGGUUUGUUUUACAGCAUGUACAUUGCCGUUUUUAUCCAGCCUUUCCCGUGGUCCUUCUACACAGCCUCUGUUUUCAUUGGAAUUGCAGCUGCUGUACUCUGGACAGCACAAGGAAACUGCCUUACAAUAAAUUCAGAUGAGCACACUAUUGGGAGAAACAGUGGAAUUUUCUGGGCACUCUUACAAUCCAGCUUGUUCUUUGGAAAUCUCUACAUCUAUUUUGCUUGGCAAGGGAAAACGCAAAUAUCAGAGAGUGACCGAAGGACAGUGUUUAUUGCUCUGACAGUGAUUAGCCUUGUGGGGACAGUUCUAUUCUUUCUCAUUCGGAAACCAGAUUCUGAAAAUGUCCUGGGAGAAGAUGAAUCUUCUGAUGACCAGGACGUGGAAGUCAAUGAGUCUGCCCAGAACAAUAUGACAAAGGCAGUAGAUGCAUUUAAAAAGUCUCUUAAGUUGUGUGUCACCAAGGAGAUGCUCCUUCUUAGUAUUACAACUGCUUAUACAGGUCUAGAGUUGACUUUCUUCUCUGGUGUAUAUGGAACCUGUAUUGGCGCUGUAAAUAAAUUUGGAGCAGAAGAGAAAAGCCUCAUUGGACUUUCUGGGAUUUUCAUUGGCAUUGGAGAAAUUUUAGGUGGAAGCCUCUUUGGCCUGCUGAGCAAGAAUAAUCGUUUUGGUAGGAAUCCAGUUGUGCUAUUGGGCAUCCUGGUGCAUUUUACAGCUUUUUAUUUAAUAUUUCUCAACAUGCCUGGGGACGCCCCUAUUGCUCCUGUUGAAGGAACUGAUAGCAGUGCUUACAUCAAAUCCAGCAAAGAAGUUGCCAUCUUCUGCAGCUUCCUGUUGGGUCUUGGAGACAGCUGCUUCAAUACCCAGCUGCUCAGUAUUUUGGGUUUCCUCUACUCUGAGGACAGCGCCCCAGCUUUUGCAGUGUUUAAAUUUGUUCAGUCCAUUUGUGCAGCUGUGGCAUUUUUCUACAGUAACUACCUUCUCCUUCAUUGGCAACUCCUAGUCAUGGUGAUCUUUGGGUUUUUUGGAACUGUUUCAUUCUUCACUGUGGAGUGGGAAGCUGCCGCCAUUGUCGCCCGGGGCUCUGACUACCGAAGUAUUUGAUGAAGGGUCCAGUAAGAGGAAGCCUGCAUCUGCAGACAGCACAGCUGAGUGACAGAGCUUGGUUGAAGAAGCCACCUUUCAUUUUCACAGUAUAUGGGAUGAUGUUUAGUAUGGAAAAUCAAAGAAUUUACACUGCUAAAUCUGCCAGAGUUGGUAUUCAAGUUUACAGAUAUUAGCUAUUUAAAACAAGUGGAAUAAGGGAAGUUUGUUCUGUCAAUUAUAAUUGUUCAAAGAUAUUGUUUUUCAGUUCAUCUGUCUAUCUCAAGUUCCUUAUAAUCAUGUUACAGAAUGUAAAUGUUUUCUUCUCCCUCCUGUUCUCGUUGAAAGGUCCUGCCUUGAUUCAGAAUACUAGGCCAUAUGUCAUAAAAAGACUCCUGCUGAGUAUGGAGUUUGUGUUACUGUGUAAUAAGAGGGAGCCUAUGCCACUUCAUAUAUGUGUCUGGGAAUGACAUUUAAAUAAAUCAUGAGAUGCUGAAGUGGAAUCUUCUCUUUGAAAAGAUUUGCACUUUCUUCCUCUUUAAAUGUUUAGUUUGAUAAGUUUUCUUACCUUGUAGUUCAUAGCAAGGAGUGGCUAAUUAAGUACAUAUUAUAAAAUGAGGUAAAAAUUGUCUUAAGUCUUAAAAACAGUAAUCUAAUAACAUUUGUAAAUGAACAAAACACAUUAAGAAAAAAAAAACACAUUUACUGGAGGAGGAUUUUUGCUAGUAGUUUUCCUAGACGAUGCAAUGCAAAAAAUAAAUAAAUAAAUAAUGAGGUCUGAGCUACGGUGGCAGGCUGCUGUC